Melampsora larici-populina 98AG31 is the source of this 1584-nucleotide messenger RNA. Its product is annotated as cytochrome P450 monooxygenase. The transcript has 7 exons. Lineage: Eukaryota; Fungi; Basidiomycota; Pucciniomycetes; Pucciniales; Melampsoraceae. The coding region runs from base 1 to 1584 and encodes 527 amino acids. The record is from RefSeq and is a predicted model, not a curated record. Gene Ontology annotation, molecular function: iron ion binding; oxidoreductase activity, acting on paired donors, with incorporation or reduction of molecular oxygen; monooxygenase activity.
AUGUCGAUCUCCCCAUUAGCCAACUUCUCAACUCUACCACCUACAUUAGGCUUAUCAGAUAUACUAUUAUUUUACUUUCUUGUUGUACCAUUUUUCAUCUUUCUCCUUGGAUCAAUUUCAAAAUUUUCCUCUUCUUCGUCUUGGGCUUCUCCACCUCGUGUACCCAUUCUGGGUUCAAUUCCAUUCAUCAAAUCUAAACAUUUUCCUCAACAAUGUUUGGAUUGGAGUCAUCAAUAUGGUUCAAUUUUCAGUCUCAAACUUGGUACUUCAAACCCGUCCCUUGUCGUUUCAGGUCACGAUCUUGCAAAGGAACUUUUCAUCGAUCAUGGUUAUGCUUUUACCGGUAGAGCAAAUCCAUUUUUCUUCCAUCCAGAAUUACGUUUGGAUGAAUAUUUUACGCCAGUGAUGAACACUACCCCACACGUCUUGUCACAGCGCACACUCAUCCUGAGUAGCACAAAGGCAUCUAUAAACUCUGGAUUGGGGAAUUGUAUCGAUCGCUCUUCUCGGUUGAUUACCUCUAAAUUAUAUCAUGAAGCCAGUCUUGAGCCAAUUGACAUAAGGCACAUAUUACUUGAAGCUGCAGCUGUUUGUGCUAUCAAUAUCUCGUAUGGAUUCCCAGUGGUCGAUUUCGAUAAGAUUCCACCUGAAGCUCGAUCAAUUCUUGAAUGUGCAGAUGAGACGUUUAAUAUGUUACAGUUUUUUGAAGAGCCUACAAUAGCAUUUCCAUUCCUUGUUAAACUUCUAUGGAAGCGUACUGAAAGGAUCAGGAAACAGGCUAGAAAGACUUCUUCAAAGUUACUUGAAGCUUAUGAAACUUUGUUUCAACUUGCAAAAACUCAAUACGAAGUUGAAGGACCAGAUUCACUCGAGAGCUCAGUUAUCAAAAGCUUGUUUGAAUCAGGUGGUUCAGGAAUGAGCCAGUUUCAACAAGGAUGUUUAGCUGGUACAACAGUUGCAGCAGCGAUGUCAACUACUAUGAACACAAUUCAUAGUACUUUAGGUUGUUUAGCUGUCCAUCUAGAUUAUCAAGACCAAUUAAGAAAUGAAAUUUCUAAAAUCGUCGGAGCAGAUCAGAUACCUUCAAGUGAGCAAAGCGCCUUGCGUGAGCUUCCUUUACUUCGAGCAUUUAUCGAAGAGGUCAUCAGGAUGUUUCCUGUUUUUCCAAUCCUUUCACGCGUAGCUGAACAAGACCAUGUUAUGAGCAAUGGUCAAACGAUCCAUGAAGGACAAGUUUUAUUUGUUAACUAUUAUGGGAUUAAUAGAGAUUCAAGAGUAUUCAGAGAUCCAAAUGCAUUCAAUCCUUAUCGGUUUCUUGAAAGCGAAAAGAAAGUGAAUUCGUAUUGGCCAAAGUAUGGGCAUGCUAGCUUUGGAGCAGGAAGACGUUCUUGUCCGGGAUCAGAAUUUGCCAUGAAUUUGAUCUUAUGUACAAUUUCAAGAAUACUUCAUUCUUUCGAGAUUAAAUUCUCAGAUUCGAUUAUCUCACCCAAGAUUGAUUUAGUUGAACCUGUUCUUGUUGGAGUUGAACAACACACCAAGUUUCCUAAACUUAUCUUCAAACCUUUGGAACCUAAAUCUUAUUGA